GUCGCGUCCAAGGCUCGGACUCAACUCGUCGUCACAGGCAUAGAAACGGAAGAAACAGCGAAAUAAAACCCAAGACAGACUCGUUGAAGAUGAAUAACAGGCAGUAACAGUGACUCAGAGCACACAAAGCGACCGUAGGGAAGGAAGAUGACAGCGUCUGCGAAGGAAAACCCGGAGGAAAUGAUGGGGGGGAGCGAACAGGGAGAGGAGCCAGAGCUGUUCGUGAUGGAGUCGCUUCAGCCGAUGCUGUUUUCCAUCCGCGUCUGUCCCUCCAAGGCCGCGCUGCAGAGGAUCAUUGAGGAUCACGGAGGAGAGUUGACAUCGAAGGUGGGGGGGCCACACACAUUACGCCUCUUGCCCACAGGGGAGAAAAGCUUCUCUGUGACCAGUGACGUGUUCAGCGCCCAGUAUGUGUAUGACUGCGUUAAGGAAAAGAGACUUCUGGAUCCGAGCAAAUACAGAGUGAAUAAGAAGUCGUGCUACACUGAUGACGUCAAAGUCCUGGACAUCAUCCGGGGUGUGCGUUCGUGGGCAGACUGUGUGCGUGUGGAGGUCAAUUUUGCAGACGAAGUGAGUGAUUUCAGCGAUGAUGAAGACUUUAAUGUCUUGAUGCAGAACAAGACGUGGAAGACAGGCAGACGCCCAUACAGCCGCAUAGAGCAGAAAUCUAUCCUAGACUUCAUCAUCAAACACAAACGUUAUGGCGAUGUCAAGGGCAAUGUCCUGUGGAAGGAUAUUGAGAGACGAAAGGUGUGUCCCCUGAGAUCAUGGGAGUCCAUGAAAGAGCAUUAUCGCAAAGUCAUAAUAACUGACCUCGGAACCUACCAGCUCUCAAAGAAAAUAGAAACAAAGCUCUACAAAGGAUAUACUGAUGGUAAAUAUCACGAAGAAAGUUCAGAUGACAGUGGAGGUUCUGAAGAGGAAGAGGAAGAGAAAGCUGACAGCAAAAAAGAAAAAAGAGAAGAGGAAAGUGCAAGCAGAAGCAGUGGCCGGGAGACUCCCAAUGAGAAGCUAAUUUUACCAAAGCUAAGAAAGGAGCUGAGAGAAGAGGCUGGCGCACAGAAGGUGUUGAGAGACCCAGAGGAAGCACAUGGAGAAGAAGAAGAUGAGCAAUCAGAAUUAAGAUUGCAGGAGGAGACAGACAUAGAAGAUGAGGAAGAGGCUGAAGAUAAAGAUCAAGAGAAGGCAGAAGAAAAAGGGGUAAAAGAAGGAGUGGAUGACGGUGCGUAUGCGGAGGUGGAACGUCAGGUAGCCUCGUUUGACGCUGGAGUCGCGAACAGCACACAGGCGUUUGAAAUUGUUCUGGCAGAUGGUGAGUUUGAGAACCCCCCAAAGCGAACGGCUAGCUAUCUGAAAGAACUUGCCGAAGACUGGGAAGAGUCUCGAGGAUCAUUACCCGACAAGUCUCAAAAUGAGGAAGAGACUGAAGCAACAUGUACUGAGAACAAGCAGGAGAAAGGCCGAAGUGGAGGGGCACCCAAUGGAAAUUUGCACAAGAACACACAUGAUGAAUAUAAGGCACAGGAUGGGGAAAGAAUAUUUACUAAAGUUCUUUCUUCCUGUAGCCAUGAUGGACUGACUCAUCAGAUUGUUAAUGCAGAAGUCCAAAGCUCUGAAAGUACAAGUAACCCGGUCAAAACCAAAAAGAAUAAUGACAUGUUCACAGAGAAAGAGGCCGAGGAAAUAGCAAACUACCUCGUAGAGAUGUCAAGCUCAGUUGCAUGGGAGGAGCAGGCUGUUGCAGAAUCGAAGCGUAAUGAAGGUGGAGAUGCUUUGCAGUUGGAUCAAUUACCAAAAGACGGCUUACCUAAGAAUUCUGAAGAAAAUGCCAAAACUCACAAUUCAGGAGGAGAUUCAGGUCGAGAGAAUAAUGGAAAGGGAACUUCCUGUCAUGAUGAUGAUGUGGAACUGGCUGACUCAUCAGCAGAAGAUUCAGUAUUUCAGACUUGCCCCUCAACAACUGAUUCCCAUACAUAUCAAGACGCUGGGAAGGAUACACAUCUGGCUCAAAAGCCCCAAAACUUAGUUGAGGGUAAGGAGAUCACAAAGGUUUUGCUUAGUCCAUUUCUGGCAGAAACGGAGAGCUCUGGAGAAGAAAGUGACCGUUCUACAAUCCUUUUUUCAGAAGGGGAGGCAUAUAGGAGGAGGUCUGUUAGUGAGGAAGAAACAGUCCAAACAGUCAAGAAAAAUAAGAUCAAUGGAACCAAAGGAGACACAAGCAGCUCUGCCUCAGAGAAUAAAAAGAAAAGCAAGAAGGGUCAGUUGCAAGACAAGCAGUUGGGGAGUUCAGGCUCCAGUCCUGUUAGCAAGGAUGUCUCUCAGGAAAAAACAAGGACGAAAAAACCUCGAAAGAGAAGGCCACUUUUAGACGAGAGCACUUCCUCUGAUAGUGAAGUCCUGAUCACCCGGAGCAGGAAGGUCGACAUGGGACAGAUACUUUCAUGUCCUGCAAAGGGACAGAAGACUCGCUCCACAUGUGGUAAAGAGGAAACAGAAGACGAGAACGCAUCGCCACGCACCCCAGACAGACAGCGGCAGAAGGGGAGAAAAGCCGCGGGAGUAAGCUCGAGCCCGGGGAGCACUUCUCCUGCAUCUUUGCCGAGGGUCAAGCACCAGUCCCGAAAGACGAAGGAUGCUAACCACAACGUCGGUGUUGAGAAAGUGGCGAGAAAGAUGAAGAAGGGGGAGAGAAAAGCCGUAUUAGAAGAGGACAACUCGGACAGCGACGUUAAUGACGUUGACAGUCUCGCAACGGAAGAAGAGGAGAGCAGUAGCGGCUUUAGCGGAACUCCAGUGUCUGACCCAUGCUAUAGCAUUGACACCCACACUGGCUACUAUGAUCGAUCCUUCAAUCCAAGCCAAGGACUCGUGCGGAACGUAAGCUCGAAAAGGAGGAAGAUCAACACUGCGAAGGGUAAUGGAGUCAAAAUGCCGUACACACACGAGGAGGACGUCGAGAUCCUGAUGUACAUUGACGACCACCAUUCCCACAGCCAGGUGGGAGGACGCGAGCUCUGGCAGAAAAUGGAAGGGCAAGGCGUCCUGCCCAACCGUAGUUGGCAUAGCCUAAAGGAGAGGUACAGGAAGAGGAUCGUGCCCAACCUCAACAUAUACCAGCGCUACGGCCUCUCCAAGACUAUGCUUCAGCGGUUCAAGAAACAUUCGCAGCCAGCAGACGAUUCACCAAGAGCUAAGGCAAGUGAAAUAUAUAGACAGCCAUACUCACAUGAGGAAGAUCUAUGCAUCUUGAAUUUCAUCAUCAAAAACAAGAGACAUUCGGAGGUGGGGGGUAAGAGCCUGUGGACCCUGAUGGCGUCGUGCGAGGCGGGACUGAAAGGCCGGACGUGGCUCAGCCUCAAGGAGCGGUACCGCAUGAGCAUCGUCAGGCAUCUCCACAGCUUCAACCUCUCGGACGAUGAGAUCCUCAAGUUCAAGAAAAGUGGGAAACGCUCCAAGAACCUAAGGCUCACACAUAAGCAUCCACCAAAUGCCUCGGUUUACAAGUUUGCCAAAGUCAGACUGAGCAGCCAGGCCAAGAAGCGCAGUGAGACAAGUAGUGUAUCGGAGUCAGAGGACACUAGAGAACAAGAGGAGGAGGAGACUAGAGGGGGGAGUGAGAGCAGAACAGAAGGAAAUGUUAGCAGCAAAGGCAGGGGAAAAAGGGGUGGAGAGGAGCGAGCAAGCACCUCUAAUGUACAGGAGGACAUUGAUGACAGUGGUGGCUUCAAACAGCCAAAACGAAGGGGUGUGCUUGCGAGAGUGACUGAGGAGAAGGAAAGGGCCUACUCGCCCGAAAUCCCCUUCUUAGAUGGAAGCGUUUUUGAGAGGAAACGGAAACUGUAUACCGAACCAGAGGGGAAUAAAGUGUUGACUCCACAGGUUAUGAGUAAGAAGGAUGGUGAGGAGAGGUUGGAGGAAGGGAAAAGGAUGAAGAGGAGGAAAUUAAACAAUGUAUCUUUUAGUGAACAGGAAAUAGGAGAAGGAGGAAUAGAAGGAAGUAGAGGAAGUAAGCAGGAAAUGGAAGUGAGCACAGACAUGCAAGUAGAGGACAGUGUGGAAGAUCAUGUAGAGUCUGAUGAUAAACUACCCUUGCUGAUCUACAGGGAUGAAGAGGUGGAGAGUGACGUGGAAAUAACUGCUAAGAUAACAGAAGACCAGGAGACAGUGAAAGAGAAAGUCAAUGAUAGUGUAGAAAUAACAGACAAAGAUAACAUGGAUAUCGAUUCAGCUAGUGAAAGAACGGUAGCACCUCCAGCAGAAGUGAAUUCCAAAGAGGCAAGUGAUUCCGUCAGUCCAGAAAACGACAAGGAGAACAUAUCAAGAACACCCAUUGCUUUCAUCCCAGAAAAUACACAAAGACUGUCACCGAGGAAGAGAAACAGCAUGAAGUUCACCCAGAAGCCAUCCAGCGCCACAUCUCAGAGUGAGAGCAGUGCACCGGACAUCGUGGAUGACACUGAACCUGACAAAGUGGAGAAGCUUGAUAAAAAGAAAAGAAAGAAGGAACGUAAUUCUCUGCCUGCCACGACCAGCUCCCCUGACAAGAGAGUGACACGGCGGUCCUUGGAACUGGAGAAAACCCUUCCAAAACAGAAAUUAAGGAUUCGUCCAUUACACAAGAACAAGUGAACAUUUUAUGUAGGUAAUUUUUUUUUUUUUUUUUUUUUUUUUUUUUUUUUUUUUUUAUAUAUAAAAGGCUUGAGGCUUUGGUUUUAAAAGUUGGAUGAAUAUAGUAAAUAGUAUAAUUUUAUGUCUGAGAUGUAAAAAAAAGGAAAAGAAGUUUUAUGGAAUGGGAAUGAUUGAGACUGAAGGGAUUUUUGGUUCUUUUUAUAUUCUAUUGCUCUUGAUAGGAUUUGUAGUCACUAGACUUAGGUUAGUUUUUUAAGGCUUUACCAUCUAGAAUUCUUGUAUCUAGGUUGAACAAAAGUUUGUAGUUGGUUAUAAAUAUUAUAUGUAUAUUUUCUUACGAAAGUUUUCUUUUUGACAUGCAAGGAGAUAGCUUAUAUAACAAAAAAUGAAUACCCCACUUCAUUUUUUUUUUUUUUUUUUAUGUGCAUACAUUGUGCUGUAUAUGUUGUAUUUUCACAGUGGAUGUUUAAAAUAACAUUUAUGUCAUCCAGAUCUGGUUCUUUUGUAAAGGUUUAGGUAGUGUUCCUUUAGCUGUAUAUAUAUUCUAGGGGAUGAUUUGCAGAACUGGGAAAUACUGCAGGUACUUUUAGACUUUAAAAUUGAUCACUGAUUUUAACCCAUUAAUAAUGGGUGAUUUUUUUUCUCUCUCUCUCUCUCGCUCUCUCUCUUUUCUUUUAUUUUAUUUUCAUUUUUUUUCUGCAAAGUCAGGCAAGACUGAUCAGUACACAUUAUUGAAUGGUUAUUUGUCUUUUUAGUAGGGAUCGUGAGGCCUCAACUUGGCAAUCAACAAUCGACAUGAUGAGACGUUGCCAUGUUGUGAUAGCACUUCACCUGUCACCUAUUAGUUAGAUUUACAUACCAAGAAGCGCCAGUUGCUGUACCCUCGUAGCCCUAUUGGUACUGGUUCCAGAAAGUAAAAGGGAAAAUGCAUAAGAAGUAACAAAUUACUGACAGUUAUGUUUAUCUAUAUCUGCUGCUGAUUUCUUGGAUAAUUACUACUGUUAGUUAUUUGAGCUUUUCCUAGCAGUUACAUACUUCGGUCUUAUUGGUUAUAUAAAUUUAAUAAUGUUUGAUACAAUCUAAGUGUAAAAGUAUGGACAUUACUUCCCAAUUUAUUUUUUAUUUUACUUUUUUUUUGUAACUGUUUUAUAAUUCCUCUGCUGUCUUCCUCACUUCUUCAGCAAGUCAUACUCUUUUGUAUUUUCUAUUUCUAUUUUUAUCUUUUACAUUUAUUAGUAUAAAAAAGGAGAGAAAAAUCAUAUAUACUGUCUUGUUAGUCUGUAGAAGGGACAGUUUCUUGCUGUUGCUUACAAAGUAAAUAUCUAUUGUUGUAUUAAAAUCAGCACUCUGUUUUGGGGUUAAUCUCAACAGUACAAAAUAUACAAAGCGUAAUUAUACAAAACAUGUGAUAUUGAGGGGAAAAGUGAACACGUACCUUUUCAUGUGCUGUGAAGCCCCGAAAAUUCUAUUUCGCUGAUUUUCCUCACUAAGUUGUCAACUUUUUGUUUAUUACAGAAAUGUCAUUUUAGAUGUAAAACCUAUUUCUUGUACUUGGUAUUGAUAUUGAUAUUAGUCAAGACUCCAAAAGCUUAUAUGAUUACCCCAUUUAAGAAUGAAUAAUAAUGGAAAAAAAUAUAUAGUGCCAUUAAUUUUUUUUUUUUUUUUUUUUUUUUUAAUAUAUAUAUGUAUUCAGGAAAAUCAUUUAUUAGGAAAUUUACCACAACCAUGAAAUGUAAGGCAAUUAUAAGUAUAUAGAGGAAUCAGGAUAUGUUACCAUUUCACGCAUGAUGGCAAAUUUAUGUUGUGUAGGGGUUACCGUAAAGAGCAUGUUUUAGAGAAUGUAUUUUAACUGUUAAAAGCAGCAGAAUAUGUUUUAUUUGUGACCAAUGUUUUCUCAAUUUCACUUGCUUCUUUUAAUUUGGUUUGUGUGGUAGCACAUAUGAUUAUGUGAAAUUGAGAUCUGCUAUGAGAAAAAUUUGUUUUUAAUAUAUGGGGCAUGUCUGCAGACAUGUGGUCGACUGACUUCGGGCUUUAUUCACCCUGUUCUGCCCUGCCACCUGCUCUCCAUUUGUGUCAGAGAACGGGCUUUAUUCACCCUGUUCUGCCCUGCCACCUGCUCUCCAUUUGUGUCAGAGAACUCGACACACACCUUAGUCUUGAAUUGGAAGUGCAUGUAUUUCAACCAUGCCUGGUUUAGAUCAGCACAGGGUGGGGCAAGCUGCAUAGAGUCUGGCGUAUACACAUUUAGUGUUUACUGGAUUUGAAGAUUAGCCGAGAAAUAUUCUUGUGGGUGAAUUUGUACUUAUAUUUCUGUACUUUCAUAUAUAUUUUUUUAUUAUUAUUUUUAUUUAUUUUAUUAUUAUUAUUAUUAUUAUUUUUAUUUUUUUUUUUUUUUUCAAAUUGAGCAGGAAUUAUAGCCUUCCAGGGUCAGAAUACUAUUUUUUUGAAACUUCAUAUUUACACCUAUGGGUUAAUGGCUAUAACAGAUAAUGUGCGAGACAUCAAAGGUCAUGUAACACUAUGAUAAAGUCUUAUGGUGAAAAGGAUAAAAAGGAGUUAACACAUAGGAUAAGUGGACAGAAGGAGAUGAAGAAGAGAAAAGAAAAGGAAAGGGGGAGAAGAAAAGACCACGUGAAGUGAGUGGAGCCGAGGUCUGAGGUCCAAGGCAGGGCUGAUCCCUAACAUUAGGCCUCAGUCUCUGUCUCCUAAGUCCCCCAGGACAAGACGUACGGUAUUGGGGGGGGAGGGGAUAUUUACACAUGUAUUUUAUUGUUUUCGUUGUCAUUAUUGAAGACAAACAGGAUGUGGCUACGCCUUAAGUUAGGUUUUCCUGAAAGAAUUUGUAAAGCAGUUUAUUCCACAGGAGUAGCCUUUGAAUUGAACGAGUUUCUAAAGUGAGCGAUGUUUAUAUGACUUUGAAUUGCAAAUUCUGGCCGCAUGUUCAAAUUUUGGAACUAAUUUUUAUUCACCUAUUACAGCUUGUGAAGUGUGUUUACGUAUAUAAUUGAAUUUGUUCCUUAAUGAAUGAAGAUGCAAUGUGAUCGUGUAAUCAUAUUGUUAGUUAUGUACAUUUUGCAGGAUUACAAUGUUGGAGAGAUCUGUAAUAACAUUAAAAUCAUAUAUAUAUCUUCUUUUUUAAUCUUGUAUUUGAUUCAACAUUUAUGAAUAUUAUUGCUACUAGAAUAUUUUGUGUGUUGUAUACACUCUUCUGUACUUUCCACUUCAGUAAUGCCAGUGGAGCUUCUCAGUUAUAAGAGCGCUUUGGUUAAAAGAAAAGAAAAAUAUAUUUUUGAGGUACUACUGCUGUAUGACAUGUGUAACGAGUCAUCCAAUUAAAUGUUGUUUUAUGGGGUUACAUGGUAGUGUUAAAUCAUUACUUGUCCUUAGCGAGAAAUAACACCAAAGAUGUGUUAAAAACAUUAGAGAAAAAAAAUGGUCUCCCUAAGGGUAAAGGAAGGACUACACUGAAUAAUUCAUCAUGUAUUUUACAAUUAUGAACAAGACUAAAACACCAAUACCAUUUUACAAAAUAUAUUCUUCAAAUUAGCAACUUGCCAGAACUGGAAUGUUGUGCAUUGUGUUACCUCCUAUCAAGCUGUCUUUUACAUUUAAACAGACUCACAGUGUGUAGUAAUUGCUUACAUACAGAUGUUAGAGAGACUGACAACAGGCUGUUGAUGAGGAGAUAACCUUUAACAAAUGCUGUUUAUGAAGCACCAUUUAAAAUUAUAUGUAUAUACAUCAAUAUUAACAAAUGGACAUGACCGAGAGUCAAGAAGGGAUACAGGUUUAGAAUUUUCAGGCAUAAGAAUGAAUGUUUAUAAAAAAAAAAAAUAGAA
This is a messenger RNA of Penaeus indicus, 8468 nucleotides long. RefSeq lists its product as uncharacterized. Gene Ontology annotation, cellular component: shelterin complex. Lineage: Eukaryota; Metazoa; Arthropoda; Malacostraca; Decapoda; Penaeidae. The record is from RefSeq and is a predicted model, not a curated record. Gene Ontology annotation, biological process: telomere maintenance via telomere lengthening; regulation of DNA-templated transcription. The coding region runs from base 148 to 4629 and encodes 1493 amino acids. The transcript has 13 exons. Gene Ontology annotation, molecular function: telomeric repeat DNA binding.